This is a messenger RNA of Spathaspora passalidarum NRRL Y-27907, 6324 nucleotides long. RefSeq lists its product as uncharacterized. The record is from RefSeq and is a predicted model, not a curated record. Gene Ontology annotation, biological process: intracellular protein localization; endocytosis; retrograde transport, endosome to Golgi. The coding region runs from base 1 to 6324 and encodes 2107 amino acids. NCBI's taxonomy places the organism in Eukaryota, Fungi, Ascomycota, Pichiomycetes, Serinales, Debaryomycetaceae. Gene Ontology annotation, cellular component: endocytic vesicle; Golgi apparatus; membrane. The transcript has a single exon.
AUGGAGCGAUUCACCGAUAUUAUCACCCGAUUCGAUAAAUCGGAGAUAUUCAAUUACUUAACGACAGUCAAUUCCCAACUAUUACAAGAAGAUGCCGACUACGAAAUAUAUCUUGGUCAAUUGCAACAACUAAUCACGAAAAUAACCUCAGAGACAACAUCCAAACCGAAAAAGAAAGAUCUGGUAGAUGAUUCUGAAGCCAGACUGCACACAUCGUUGAAUUUGUAUCGAUCAGUGUCCAAGAAUCUUGUUCUUGUGUUACAAAAGCUCACAACUAAGGUGUACGACGUCGCCAAUGCAUUGUUGAAUAACCUUCAGUUGGAAGGUGCUGAGUUGAGUCUCGGCACUGACGUGUCUAUUCUUGUUCUCAUUGACUUGUUCGAAUCGUUUCCCAACCAACUUGGAGCAUUAAUAAACUUCUCUGUCAGCCAAGUCCAUAAGAUCUUAAAGAAGAAUCCAAAUAUCAGUAGUAAUUUAGUCUUUUUGUUGAAUUCAAUUACCAAGAAUGCCACUCGGUUGGACAUUGACGAAAAGAUGCAGGGUAGAUUAAUGAAGAUUGUCACCAAGGCAAUCACACUGGAGACUAUCUCAUACGAGUUGUACGAGCUGGAAGACAAUGAUGGCACAUCUACGGUAUUACUUAAGAAGAAUUACAUAUUGUGUUGCAAGAAUUUGCUAUUGUUGGCGAUUUCUACUAGUUACGAAGGUUUGUUAGCAGUGUCUACCUCGAGCUCGUCUGCUGGUGCAAAGAUGAAACCGGAAGUUAUCAUGUCUAACCAACACCAAUUUCAAACUAAUUUGUUAAGUUCCAAUGAAAAAUAUUUCACAUAUGGAUUGUCAAACUAUUCCAAAGAAGUUCGAAUUGCAAUGGUGGAAUUAUUAUCCAAUGUUAUGAUGAAUUUAGUUCCUACGGGAAAGUUUACUCCUAUUGAAUAUUUAAUCACGUUAUAUCCAUUACCUUCUUACAACCUUUGGAACGACUCUCUCACCGCACAAAUAGACGACGAAGAAAUAGCAGAAGAGCCAGAUAGUGAAUCUGCAAUUGCAUCAGCACUAGAAACAACCUUGACCCAAUCCAGUGUGAUUGAAGCCAUUAUAUUUUAUUUGCAACUCGAGCAAUUCCAAAAUCCAGAAUUCUUAUCCCAGAAUUUAUUAACUAUUUUAGAUUUGAUCUUGAGCAAAUUCGGAGAUGUUGAGCACAACCAUAUUCAGAACCAACCAUGGGUCAAAACUUUGAAACAUUGGUCUACUUUGAUUGAAUAUUUGGUUCAGGAAACUGGGUUGAAUUGUCAUGAAAUGUUGACAAGGUAUGUGUAUGGAAAGUUUUCUCCUGAUUCAGAAGAUGUACCAAAAAAGAGCACGACAAAGGAACGCAAAAGGGAAUCUCGAUUAUUCACAUUCAAAUCAAAGAGCUCGAAAUCCAAGAGAGACCUUAGUGAUCAAGAAGCAAAGCCAUACCACAAUUCUUACCAGACCUAUUGGUUAUUAUUCAUUAUUGAAAUGUUACUUCCUUACGGAGUAAACUUUGACGCAAUUGUUCAAAAUAAGGAAAAAACGGAAGACCCCGAGGAACCUAAAGAUGAGGAUGAUUUAGAUUUAGAAAAACCUCAUGAAGAAACCGCUUCAUUUGUAAGAGACAUCUUAUUCAGACUUAUUGUUAAUGAUAACUAUUAUAUUAGAAAUUAUGCAUUGCAGUCAUUGUUGGUGUAUGCUCAUAAUAAUGAAGUGGAGAUUAACCAACUUAUAUUAUAUGCAUUUAGACUAGUAGAUCAAGAAUACCAUCAUGUGGAAACUAAUGCUACUACUGGACCAAGCGCCGACAAUAUUUGUGGCAUUUCAUCGGUGAAAUUGUUAAGCUAUUCCCUUGCCUUGCUGUCGCUUAUCAAACAGACUAAUUCUAACUUGUUGCAAAAUUCAACCAUUGUCAAGGUAUUGAGUUUCUGUACUCAGAACUUAAAGCAUAAUAUUAAUCCAAAUAAAAACACUUCUUGUUGGGUAAUUUUAUCGUCGUUGGUUACAUUAUACAACAGUUCAGAAUACGUCAGAUUGAAUUCGUCGCAAUUGUUGGUAUUCUGGAAGAGUUUAUUGACUUCACAGUACAUGUCCAAUGCUGCUGAUGUCAAUGCCCAAACACAAGAAAUCCUCGUUAAUUUAAAACUAAGAAACUUCAGUUUGAUUUGUUUAUUGAAUUAUUUGAACUCAGUGGAGCUCACCCCAGAAUCACUCAAACAGAUUCAAUUCUUGCUUACUAAAUCAUAUAAUUAUUUGUCUUAUCUUGAAAGUACAGUUCCUGCCAUUGGAUCAAUCACAUCAUUCAAUACAUUUAACGAGUAUGAAUACAAUGUCAACAUGUUGAACAAUUUGUUAUAUACCAACUACUCAUUCAAUAACAAGUUAUCUCAAGAUAAGAUAUUGACUAGUCUUAUAUUAUACUGCAAGAAACUUUUACUUGAAAGUUUUGCCAGGUUGGCGACAUUACUCAAGAACGAUAUCAAUUCGAACAUGAUUAUUUUCUUGAUUAAGGUAUUUUCCGAUGGGAAGUUGUUUGCUAGAAUUCAGAGUGACCCCGACAAGGGCAAGUCCAAGAGUAAGCCUGUCCGAGUGUCUGAUUACUACAAAGAGAGUAUUGUUUUGAAUGACGAGGACAAAUAUUGCUAUGGUGUUACUAGCAAGUACCAAGGUACCAAUAUCGACGAGUUGUUAAUCAAGUUUCCAUUGGAGGCUGCCGAGAAGGACGUUCAGUGGAUAAGAAGUACAUUUACGAAUACGGUAACUGCAGCACCUAAAACCAGCAUUGAAAACGAAGACGUAGAAACUAUUGGUGCCUGGUUUGAUUAUUUUGAAAAGUUGUCAUUUAAAUCCGUUGUCAAUUCUAUCAAUUAUGACCCAACCAUCUUGUUGACUCAAGAUUACUCGACUCAUCACAGGUAUGCAACCAAUUUAAUUACCUCAUUAAUUGAUAUAAGUAUUGAAUUAUUUCAAUUGGUGUUUCCUUACUUAUCCUCCAAAAUCCAAUUUUCCUUACUUGAACAAAUUAGAAAUUCCCUAACUGCCAAGCCAAUUGAUCCCUUAAGGUCUAGUGCAAUUAGGGUGAAUACUGCCAUUGCUUUACAUGGUGUGCUUUCCAAUAUGAAGAAGAAGAAACUUACCAGUGAUGAAAGUAUUAUUCUUGUCAUUAUUGAUAUCAUCAAGAAGCUUAACUUAAAGGAUGAAAGUAUAAUUAAAAUCAAUGCUGAUACCAUUGGAUUGGCAAGUCAGUUCCUUAAUGUCAAUGGAGUAGCAGGACAAAUCAGUGGGUUUAUUAAUGAUAUAGUGACCGAUUCAAAUCCAUACAAUCGUGGAUUCUCGAUCUUGUCACUUUGCUCGAUAUAUGAAGGGACCAAGAUUGGGUUUGGCGAUAUUUAUAGUAUUUCCAUCCAGUUGAUGAAUGACCCAAAUCCGAUAAUUGCUCAUUUUACGUUGGUUGGAGUGGUUAAAUUGUUUGAAUCAAAUUUGGAGAAUAAUUUAUUGAUUCCGACUGUGUUGAACAAGUUGUAUUCUAAUUAUUUGAAUGACGGGUUUGGUUAUGAUAUCGAGACUAAUGUUCUUGUUAAUUUAAAGACCAAGUUUGGAUCAGUGGGACCAAUGUCAAAGCUUUUACAAUUGUUUGUCACGUCUUUAGGACCAGCCAUUCGUGAUUCCAACGAGACUGAACGCAAUAAAUUAAAGUCAUUGAUUAUUGCAUUAAGCCAAGGAAUAGGAUUGGCUACUUUGGACGAAUAUUGCCAUGUGUACAAGAACUUGCUUCGUUUAUUCCAGGAGUUGAUCAUCUUUGAUCCUAAUUUGCUCGAAGGUGAAAUUACGUUCUUUACUGAAUUGCUUAAUUUGAUCAUUUCCAAGAACUUGAAGAUUAGUUUGGCAAGCGUAUCUCCAACUUCGCUCAAUGUUGAUGCGAUAUUCCCUUUCAACACCAGUUUUGAUUUGUAUUGUGCUGCUUACGAAUGCUAUUACGAAUUACUCAAGAUAUUCGGGGUGGAUAUCCUUACCAAAGAGACUAUUAAUUUGCUUUGGGUGUCGAUGAACGUUCGUCCUUGUGAUCAAUUGAAGCAGUUUAUCAAAUUAUGGCUUGAGACCAGUUUGGAUAAGAAUUGGUUUACCAUUCUUAACUCGUUGUUCAGGUUAAGUUCUAAGAAGUUGAUGGGUGGGUUUUUGGAAUCGAAUUACCAACAUAAGUUGUUACCAUUGCUGCAAAGACAAAAAAAGAACACAAGUGCCAGUGUCAAUUUCAAGGAUGAAGAAAUUGAGAAUAUCGUAAGGGAUAGUUCCGAGGAGGAUGACAAGAACGAACCGAUUAGCUGGGAGUUUAAGUUGUACAUUUACGAAUUGCUUAAUCAUUUGCUUAGACUUGCUAAUAAGAACUCACAGUUGAUUGAUAAAUUGAAGCCAAAGAUUCAGGAGAUUGUCAAGUUGUCAUUCAUUGGAUCGACCAGUUCAAUUACCCAACUUAAAAUCCAUGGGAUUGAAUUGUUGGAUCGCGCGUUAAAGUUGUUUGGUGAUUUGCCGGAUCCAUUAUAUCCUGGUGUUUCUAUCUUAGAGCAACAACAAGCUCAGAUUAUCAGUGCAUUGAUACCUUGUUUUACCCCAGGAAAUGAUUAUAAGGUCAUUGUAGAUGCAAUCAAUGUUUCUUCCAAAUUUAUUAAUCUUCCUAGGAUAAACUUUUAUUCAAAACAGAGAAUUUUAAAGACGUUAAUUUAUUUGCUUGAGGAGAUCAGUUCCAAUAAGUUCUUGAGGUUUGGAUUCUUGGAAACUAUGUCUGAAUUCGGGCGAAAGUCUAUCCAAUUGUCAAUCUUGAAUUGUUGGGCUGUGUUACGGAUCGACGCAUAUGAAGACAAUGAAAUUGAACCUGAGUUUUUGGACACACUCGACAAAUACUCGUCAUUGUUGACCUCACUUUGGAUCUUGGUAUUGCGUGAAUUCUCGGUGUUGAAGUAUAGUGAUUCUUCCAAUAAGCAAUUGGAAAUAUAUGGAGAUUAUUGGAUCAACUUUAUCAGUGUGUUAAGUUUGGAAUUAGAGAAUAAUAGUAAUUUCAUCGAGAAGUACUUGGGUGGAAAUGAUGCUACUAAUUUCUUCUUUAUCUUGUUCAGUCAGUGUGUUGAAUCAUUGAUUAGGAACAAGAAUGUGGCUGAGAUUUUAGUGUCGUUGAACCGAUUGGUCAAGAUCAAAGAAUUGGUUGAUUUGUUGUUCAAUGAUGAGAUAUUUGGCGAAGUGAUUGAUUUAUUUGAUAGAUUGAUGUUGAUUGACGAAGAUACGGAGAUUCAGUGUGAUUUGGUGGAUAUUAUCAGCACGAUAUUCCAGACAUUUAUCAAGAGCCACGAUGAGAUAGAAUCUGGGUUUGAUAAGUUGUUUGAGUUGAUUAGGGUUGAGAUGUUGCCGUUGUUUAGAGUCUUGCCAUUUUUGAGGUAUGAUUACGAUCCAACUAAUAAAUCGAAUCAGUUGUUGUUGAAGCAUGCUGAUAGUGCUCCUAAUUUGUUGGUGUUGAAAAAGACAUUGGAGACCUUGAUCGAGAUGGUUGGUUCUUUGCCUGACGUGGUGAAGGCUGACUUGUAUGGAGUGUUGCUCUACAUAUUUGCCAAGAUAUACGAAAGCAAAAACAGUCUUUUGAUUUCGAUCAUCAUACCCCAUUUGAAGAAUGUUGUGGUUGAAUCCAAGAAGGUCGGAUGUGAUUUGAUUAGCACGUUUGAUAAGACCAUCAAGAACUAUUUUGAUAUAGACGAGAAUAACAACUAUUCCGUGAUUACGGUGUUGAUACUAAUUACCAACGGUGAUGUUAAAUUGACCCCGUCAGAAUCGGAGAAGUUGAGUAAUGCUUUGUUGCAGUUGUUGGAAUCUGCUGAUACUGCUCCUACUGCUAUCAGAUGCAUAAAGUCAUUGAUCCAAUACAGUGUCAACCAGAAGGAAGAUGUUUUGACUAUCAAGUACUUGAUUACGGAGUUGCUUAAACACGUCAGCAACAAAGAAAAGAACAUUGACGUCAAGGUUGCCUUUGAAAUAUUGAUGUUGUUUACGAGAUUACUAGAUGAAGCUAAGAAAACCGCGUUAUACACGAUAUUAAUCCCAUUAUUGUUGAAGUAUAAUGAACAAGAUGUGAUUCCAAGAGUAUACCUCCAUGAAAAGUUGAUCUUUUUAGUGCAACAAAGUCCAGCCAGUUUCAAGCAAGUGAUCAACACAUUGAGUGAUACCCAGAAACAAUUGACUGAAGAGUUGGUCAAGUUGACUCCUGAGCAUAAAUCUGCUGAUCCAUUUGAAGAAGGUGAAGAAAUUCAAUUAAAGACGUUUGGUGUAUAG